This is a messenger RNA of Hymenoscyphus albidus, 1795 nucleotides long. NCBI's taxonomy places the organism in Eukaryota, Fungi, Ascomycota, Leotiomycetes, Helotiales, Helotiaceae. The record is from the annotation of a GenBank genome assembly.
AUGGUGACAAUUGUAGCUGACCAUAAAUUUAUACUGUACCUGGGUGCUGUACAUCAUCCCGAUGCCGGAAAGGGUUUAGCUCAGAGUGGCCAGUGCGUCACCAAAAAUGAUGCUGCACCGAAUUCCAAAAAGUGUAUCAAUAACCCCACAUUCCGAGGAUUCAGCAAGUCUUCUGCGGCGGCUCAACCAACCCUACAAACCCAACGUCAACUCACACCCGAUAACCAAAUCAGAGCGGUGUCCUCAAAAGCAGCAGUCAUGUCUACUACCGUGGAGAAGGUGUGUUUUUCUCCUUCAUGUUUCAAUGGAAGUUUGCUAAUGCCCCGCCACAGAUCAAGGCCAUCGAGGAAGAGGUACCGGCCCCCCCUUCUGAAGCCUGCAAUAUAUCGACUCGCAUAUUUUGGAAACGACGAAUUAUAAGAAGUACACAGAGUAGAUGGAUGAAUGCUAAUAUAUCUCAGAUGGCCAAAACCCAAAAGAAUAAAGCGACAUCCUUCCAUCUUGGUCAACUCAAAGCGAAACUUGCGAAGCUGAAAAGAGAACUCUUGACACCUGCAAGUAGUGGUGGUGGGGGAGGAUCGGGAUUCGAUGUUGCUAGGACUGGUGUGGCAAGUGUUGGCUUUAUAGGAUUUCCUUCAGUGGGGAAGAGUACGCUGAUGAGCAAGCUCACUGGACAACACUCUGAAGCCGCGGCAUACGAGUUUACGACAUUAACAACAGUGCCUGGGCAAGUGCUUGUCAAUGGGGCCAAAAUUCAAAUGCUGGAUUUACCAGGUAUCAUCCAGGGAGCAAAGGACGGAAAGGGAAGAGGUCGACAAGUUAUUGCCGUUGCGAAAACUUGCCAUCUUAUAUUUAUCGUUCUCGACGUCAACAAACCACUCACAGAUAAGAAAAUUAUCGAAGCAGAGUUGGAAGGGUUUGGGAUUCGGAUAAACAAGUCUCCCCCAAAUAUUGUUUUCAAAAAGAAGGACAAAGGCGGUAUCGCUAUCACCAAUACUGUACCUCUGUCUCAUAUCGACCAUGACGAAAUCAAGGCUGUGAUGGGCGAGUACAAGAUAUCUUCAGCCGACAUUGCCAUUCGUUGCGAUGCCACAAUUGACGAUCUCAUUGACGUUCUGGAGGCGAAAAGCAGAAGCUACAUUCCAGUCAUCUACGCACUCAACAAAAUAGACGCCAUUUCGAUAGAGGAACUAGACUUGCUGUACAGAAUUCCGAACGCAUGCCCAAUCUCUUCCGAGCAAGGCUGGAACAUUGACGAAUUGCUUGAACAGAUGUAAGUUAUUUCAAAAUAUUGCAAUUGUCACAAUUGCGAGUCUUGACCAUGUGUCACGCAACACACCUUACGUUAAGGCCCCUCGUUCUCUGGGCGUCGUGACUAUUACGGUGGUGGAUGUGGGUUUUUGCAUUGGCUAAUAUGUUGUUAGGUGGGAGAGAUUGAAUCUUGUGCGAGUUUACACAAAGCCCAAGGGCAAACUACCCGAUUACACAUCGCCGGUAGUGUUACGGUCCACAAAAUGCACAGUUGAGGAUUUCGUAAGUAGUGACACCUGUCUCUGAACACCUUGUGCCUUGUUACUAUUCUGAUGGAGAUGGCCCUUAGUGUAAUGCUAUUCACAAAACAAUUGUGGAUGAUUUCAGGCAAGCCAUCGUUUAUGGAAAAUCUGUGAAACAUCAACCGCAGCGAGUCGGUCUUAGCCACGAGCUUGCAGACGAGGACAUCAGUAAGUUGGGAAGAUGAAAUCGCUAUAUUUGAACUCGAUUCUAAUAUCAAUAAGUUACCAUUGUCAAAAGAUAG